Molecule: messenger RNA, 3723 nt
Organism: Lodderomyces parapsilosis
Lineage: Eukaryota; Fungi; Ascomycota; Pichiomycetes; Serinales; Debaryomycetaceae
Gene: SLA1
Product: cytoskeletal protein-binding protein
Exons: 2
Coding region: 1-3723 (1240 amino acids)
Biological process (GO): regulation of actin filament polymerization; actin cortical patch assembly
Cellular component (GO): nucleus
Molecular function (GO): protein-macromolecule adaptor activity; ubiquitin binding; identical protein binding
Source: RefSeq, a predicted model, not a curated record
AUGCUGUCUAUAUACAUCGGAGUGUAUAAGGCCGUAUACGACUAUGACGCGCAAGCAGAAGAAGAGUUGUCCAUACGUACUGACGACUUGUUGUAUUUGUUAGAAAGAUCAGACAUCGACGACUGGUGGAAAGUCAAGAAAAGAGUGAUUGCAACUGGUGAUGAAGUAGUUGAUGAACCAUCAGGAUUGGUACCAUCAACAUAUAUCGAAGAAGCACCUAUUAUCAAACAGGCUACUGCAUUGUAUGACUAUGAUAAACAAACAGAGGAGGAAUUAUCAUUUAAUGAAAAUGAUGUGUUUAAUGUGUAUGACAUUAGUGAUCCGGAUUGGAUUUUGGUGAGCAAUUCGAGCAAGCAAGAGUUUGGCUUCGUCCCUUCCAAUUACAUUCAACUUGAUACGCCUGCACUGGCCCUACCACAACCACAACCACAACCACAACCACAAUCACAAUCACAACCAAGCGCCGUCCAGUAUCAACCACCGCAACCGCAACCACAAGCUCCAACCACUGCAGUGAGUCAGCCACAAAAUCCUAUUCCAAAUUUUGCCGCACCACCUUCACACCCGCAAAGGUCGAUUACUCCAGAACAUCCACCACCAACUCCAGAAAAGGAUCUCCCUCGGCCAUUUCCGUCUCAUAAUAGUUCAUAUAAUAGAGUACAAGAACAUCAUAUCGAAGAAGAAGAUGAAGCUCCACCUCCAAUGCCAUCGAGACCAACAGGAUCAGCUUCAGAACCCGUGGCAGGAUCCAGCUCACAGCACGAGGAGGAACAUCAGGUACACGCCCCAACAGAUAAGGAACACAAAUUUGACGGAGAAUUCUUCACUUGGUAUAUUGACGAGCUCGAUGGACGGAAGAAGAGACCAAUCAAAGUAUCAGUUGGACAAGGCUUGAUCAUCAUCAAACCAAAUGUUUUCAAUCCAAAGAAGUUGAGAUUAAGAUCAGCAUCUCAUAUCAACAACCAAUGGCAAAUUAAAGAUUUAAUCAGUGUCAACAGUGAAAAGAAGCAUGUGUUUUUGGAGCUUCGAAACCCACCUGCCGAAUUGGAAUUGCACGCUGGAACGAAGGAUGUUGCCGAUGCCAUCACCUCAAUUUUAGGGGAAUUGAAAGGUGCUGAAAAAGCCGCUGGAUUGAGGGAAGUUCAAAGAGCUUCUCAACCCAGUACUGGCUCUUCGAACAAGAAAAUUGGUCGUUUGAUUUACGAUUUCAAGGCACAAGGAGACGACGAAUUGAAUUGUAGAGAGGGAGACGAAGUAUACAUUGUCAAUCAAUCGAAAUCGAGUGACUGGUGGAUGGUGCAAAAUACCUCCACUGGAAGACAAGGUGUUGUUCCGUCAUCGUAUGUUGAGGUGAUUAGUACCUCCAAAUUGGAUGAAUUGACAGAUGGACCAGCAAGAAGGAAAUCCAUGUCGAGCUCCAAAGGGAAAGUUGUCAAUGGUAAAGAUACUCGUCAUCAUCACCAUAGAAAUAGAGACGAGCGCGAGAGGAUCAGAGAGAGGGACCGAGCUCAUAGGGAGAAACAGAGUGCUGGUCAUGAUGAUCAUGACAAGUCUAUGCCAAAUUUCCACCGUGUUAGAACUUGGAUUGAUAGUUCAGGUACAUUCAAAGUUGAAGCUGAGUUUUUGGGCUUUGUUGACGGGAAAGUGCACUUGCACAAGACAAACGGUGUCAAGAUUGCUGUUGCUGCAGAAAAGUUAUCAAUUGAGGAUUUGGAGUACGUGGAAAAGAUCACAGAAACAUCUUUGGACAAGUAUAAACAAAUAGUGUUUAAACAAAUGGAAAAGAGGGCCAGAUCAAAGAGUAAAUCAGGGGCAGUUUCAACUCAACCGGAACCGAAACGUUCGCAAUCGGCUACUGCUGCAAUUAAUGAUACAGCACCUCCACAACCAUCGAGACCUAGACCUAGUGGCCAUGCAUCAAAUGGAGCUCCAGCGUAUGACUGGUUUGACUUCUUUUUGGAAUGUGGUGUUGAUGUUGGAAAUUGCCAACGUUAUACACUCAACUUUGAACGCGAGCAAAUGGAUGAAAACAUUUUAGAAGACAUCUCUCCUUCAUUGUUGAGGACUUUGGGUUUAAGGGAGGGUGAUAUCAUUAGGGUGAUGAAACAUUUAGAUAACAAGUACAAUAGAAAGAGAUCUACUGAGCCAGAGCAGCAGUCUACAGGGAGCUUAUUCAUCGACAGUAAUGGUGCCCUCAAAAACAACUCAUCCACAGAAUUGUCAAAGGUUACUAGGGAUGCUUUACCAUCACCUGUUAAGAACCAUCAAAUGUCCAAUCUCGCUGUGCCAUCCACGCAAGCGGAGCAAAACAACAAGAUUGAUGAUGAUGCUUGGGCAAUGAAGCCGGCAGCCAGAUCCAACGAGAAUUUGCUCAAACCUUCUCCUCAACCACAAACGCCACAAUACACUGGUACUUUAUCGGAUUUGGUGAAUAUCAAACCAGUAGAGAACAUAGCAGAACCUCAGCAACUACAACAAACCCCAUCGGCACCAGCACUUCAACCAACAAAGACUUCGUCUGUGCCGCCGCUCCAACCUGCAAAGACUGCAUCCACGGCAACAACAACACCAGGACCAGCGCAGGCACAAAACAACGGUGGUGGGGUUUUGGUGCCUACACAGCGCACUGGUGGUCUCAUUCCAGUUCAACGUACUGGCGCGGGACUAACCGCGGUACCAACGGGUGGAUUGUUACCUGCACAACCAACGGGAUUCAUCCCCAUCACUGCUCAACCUACAGGUUUCAUUCCUAUCCAAGCAACUGGUAUUCUUCAACCACAAUUGACUCUUGGACUUAUUGCCAUACCAACGGGGCAGAAAACUGGCGGUGCUGGUCCUCCACCAACAACUUUUGGCCAAUCACAGUCAUUCCAACCCAGUUUUGUUCCUUUACAAACUGGUACCGCAACUGUACCACAAACAUCAUUUGGUACCCAAAACACUGGAGGCUUACCAAGUACAACAUUCGGUACUCAAAAUACCGGUGGGUUACCCUCCACUAGCUUUAACCAGAAUCCAAUGGUUCCAGCACAAAGAACUGGCGGUCCAAUUCCCGGCGGAUUUGUUCCACAGUCUAAUUUUGGUAAACAAAUCACAGGAGGAUUUAUGAAUACUAACACUGUGCCAUUUGGCCAACAGCUGCAACCAACGGGCGGCAUGAUACCGCAAACGUCCUUUGGUCAACAGCAGCAACGAACCGGUGGAAUGAUGCCACAAACAUCUUUUGGUCAGCAAGCAACUGGUGGAAUGAUGCCACAAACAUCUUUUGGUCAGCAAGCAACUGGUGGAAUGAUGCCACAAACGUCUUUCGGUAACCCAAUGCCACAACCAACUUUCGGCCAAUCUACUGGUGGAAACUUUCCAAACUCAUUUGGCCAAAUUCCACAAAGUACAUUCCAACAACAACAACAGCCAUUCAAUCAAUUCACACAACAAUCAACUCUGUUUAAUCAGUUCCCACAACAACAGCAACAGCAACAGCAACAACAACAACAACCAAACAUGAAUCAAAUGACUAAUAUGUUUCAAAACACGUCAAUUUCCCAACCUUUCAAUCAACAAGGUGGUGGUUUUGGCAACUCCCAGUUUGAGGGUUUUAAUUCGCAGCCAUUACAAACUCAGCCAACCGGUAUGGGAUUUGGUAACGCGCCGUUGCAAACUCAAGCCACCGGCAAGAGAGCCAAUCUUGCGGCAGCUACACCAGACAAUCCAUUUGGAUUUUGA